Lycium barbarum (goji berry) is the source of this 688-nucleotide messenger RNA. Its product is annotated as histone H2A.6. The transcript is spliced from 2 exons. Gene Ontology annotation, molecular function: structural constituent of chromatin; protein heterodimerization activity; DNA binding. NCBI's taxonomy places the organism in Eukaryota, Viridiplantae, Streptophyta, Magnoliopsida, Solanales, Solanaceae. Gene Ontology annotation, cellular component: nucleosome. The record is from RefSeq and is a predicted model, not a curated record. The coding region runs from base 82 to 483 and encodes 133 amino acids.
UCUCACUCCACUCCAUUCUCCGUUCAACUAAACUCUCAAUUCUCCUGUUCUAACAGUAAUAGCCACUUUACAGUAAUAGCCAUGGCUGGUAGAGGAAAGACCUUAGGUUCUGGAGCAGCGAAAAAGGCUACAUCACGUAGUAGCAAAGCGGGGCUCCAGUUUCCUGUGGGUCGUAUAGCCCGUUUUCUUAAAGCGGGUAAGUAUGCUGAACGGGUCGGUGCUGGUGCCCCGGUGUACCUUGCUGCUGUUCUCGAGUACCUUGCUGCUGAGGUGCUUGAAUUGGCUGGAAAUGCAGCAAGGGAUAACAAGAAGACUAGGAUAGUUCCAAGGCAUAUUCAAUUAGCUGUGAGGAAUGAUGAAGAAUUGAGCAAGUUGCUUGGAGAUGUGACAAUUGCUAAUGGUGGUGUUAUGCCCAACAUCCAUAACCUUUUGCUUCCUAAGAAAGCUGGUGGUUCAUCAAAGCCUUCUGCUGAUGAGGAUUAGAUGGAUAAGAGAAGAAGAUUUCAAGUGUUGAGGGUUAAAUUUGGGUUUUGAGUAGCUGGUGUUUGUUGUCUUAGAGUCCAUAGAAAUUAGGUGAAAUUGGUCAUGGUUUCUUAGUUCUUUUGGUUUAUUCACAGUUGCUAGGGUUUAUGUUUAGUCUGUAUAUACAAAUGGAGUGAUGAAUGAAAGACCUUUUUAUGUUUUUGAA